Molecule: messenger RNA, 840 nt
Organism: Miscanthus lutarioriparius
Lineage: Eukaryota; Viridiplantae; Streptophyta; Magnoliopsida; Poales; Poaceae
Source: the annotation of a GenBank genome assembly
AUGGGUGACCGAGGCAGUGGUGGCGGUGGUGGCGGUGGCAAUGGUGGUGGGCAGAUCACUUACCCAUCAUUGACGACAACCAACUACACCAGUUGGAGCAUUCGUGUCCAGGCGAUCAUGGAGGACCAGGGAGUAUGGGAGAUCAUGGAGCCGUCGGGGGAGACGUCGGAGCAGGGCGCGGCGGCGGCGGCAAAGGCGAAAGACAAGAAGGCGCGGGCGCACUUGCUUCAGUGCUUGCCCGAUGAUCUGCUGAUGCAAGUCGCGGCGAAGAAGACCGGGAAGGAGGUCUGGGAUUCAUUGAAGGCGAGAUUCGUCGGUGAGGAGCGCGUCAAGGACGCGCGGCUGCAGACAUUGAAGAGUGAGUUCGACGCGAUGAGGAUGAAGGAGGACAAGUCAAUCGAUGCUUAUACCGGGAGACUGACGGGAUUGAAGAAGCUCUUCGACACCGUGCCAGAGUGCUUCAUCAACAUGGUCGACGGGAUCGAACAAUUUUACAAUAUGAAGAAGUUGGUGUUCGAGGAAGCAGUGGGGCGGUUGAAGGCGUAUGAAGGGCGCACCAAGCGGAGAGCAGUUGGUGCUAAAUCAGAUAGUGAUGUUGAUGAUGGCAAUGCACAAGGUGAUCAUCAGACAGGUGAUUCAUGGGGAGCUUCUAGUGGUGGACAACAUUCAGUGGCAGUAGGUGGCUCUAAAUCAGCUGCUACCGAGAAUCGGCCAGUGACUGUUCAUAGUCCGACAACAACAGUACAGAGUGCAACACCACAGAAUUCAGCUCAGGGUUCAUGGUGGAAUCAAGUAGCAAUGGAUCUAGAUGACAAUGAUGAUCUAGAGGAUGAGCCAUAG